AUGAAUCAAGAAAUUAUAGAUCUCAUCAUGAAUUUUAUUAAAAGUCCGACAACAUCAUCAUUUGAUGAAGUUUAUAUGGCAAUUUGGAAUGCAAUCGAGCAAAAAGUUGACUUAAAACCAUCAAUUAUGCAUAUUAUUGACGAAUUGACUCAAGUUCCCACAGAAGGUGAUACGGAUUUACAAAUAUUUUAUAAUAAGCUAGAAACUUAUCGUAGGAAUGUCGAAAUAUUGAUGAGUUUUUUCACUUAUUAUGAUUCUACACUUGGCGAUAAAGAGAAUGAAACAAUUGCAGCACUAGCUACUGCCCAAAUAUUGUCGAAAUACUUUUAUAAUGAAGCAACAAUUGUUUCAUUGCAAAAAUGCGUAACUGAAAUUUUCUCGUCUUUCCUUAGAAAUAACGUUCCAAUUCCGAAAGAAUUGACAAAAAUAUCUCUUUAUAUCAAUAGAGUAUCUAUUGAUCUCUAUGUUAAAGUCUUUAGUACUACUUUCCAAACUGAAUUGAAAUUUUAUCUUCAAUCAAUAUCAUUUAGCGAAACACAAAAUACAAUGGACGAAAUUAACCUCAUUUAUUCAACUUACAUGCGAAUUUAUGAAGGAAUUGAUACAUCAUUACCUCCAUUUACAAAACAACACCUCCGAGAGUUAUUUAACGCAUUAGUUACUGAUAACGAAUUAGAAAGAAUCACAGCUACGCAAUCAAUUAAAGAAGCAAUUGAGACAAAUACUAUUGGUACUUUAUUCAAAGUAAUCCAGAUCGGCAGAAAAGAAUGGUUCAAGAAAUUUGCUAAUUCGUUCAAAGAAUACCUUAAAAAUCUUCUUGAAUCAUUCCCUGAGUCUUCAUUCCCAGAUUUUUGCGAAUUUACAUCAAAAGCUUAUAACGACGCAUGCGUCUUAAACCAAGAAUCAUUUGGUGGCACAUUAUCCCAAGAAAUCAAGUCAUCUUUUGUUAGAUAUCUUGAUGAACAACAAUUUUCCGAUAAAUUGUGCACAUACCAUGACCAGAACCAAGAGCCACUCCAAACAAUUGCUCCUCUAUGCAAAUUCCUUGACAACGAUGGUAAUUUUUCAGAUCAAUACGCAAGAUAUCUUACACGUCGUCUUUUAAGCAACACGACCACCGUAGAAAAAGAGAACCAAUUGUAUACAUUCUUUAAAGAUAAUGGGGUCAACCUAGAAGACAUCGGAAAGAUACUUGAUGAUUUUGGAAACCCUCCGCGUAUGUCUGCCAAUAUUAACGGUACGGAAGUCAACAUAUUUAUCCUUAAUACAUUUAAUUGGAGUGUUUUGAAGAAGAUUAACUACACACUUCCGAAAUUUUUCGAUUAUUUGUUCAAAACUGCCUUGGCUCAAUCAGAUUUUGAUUCCAAGUUCAAAGUAAUCAAUCCCACAGAUAACUGUUCCAGCAUAGAAUUCUCAAAUGGCACUACAACCUUCGUUCUCGGACUUCUUCACGCUUGUAUUGUCCAUUUGAUACUUGAACAAGGCGGAAUAACAUUCCAAGAGCUCAAGGACCAGCUGAAGAGUAAUGAUUCCGACUCAAGUUUCGACAGCGACCUCAAAGUUGCCAUGAAAUCUCUUAUUGAUUCAAAGAUCAUCGAACAAAAGGGAGAUAGCUUCGUUUUCCUUGGCCCACCAAAGGACACAAUUGGUCUACAGGAUGAAUCAACAGAGAUUCCCAAGAGAACUGUUGAAAGUGUUCAUUUCAACAACUGUAACGACCAAAUUGAGGCAGCUACCUACAAAUUCCUCAAAUCAAGGAGAUCUGCAACAGUUGAUGAGAUAGUUGAAGCAGUUUACAAUGUUUUAAGACCGAAAUUUGAUCCUCCAAGGGAAGAUAUCGAGAAAUGCUUGAACAAACUCGUGGAAAGAGAAUAUAUAAUUCCUCAUGGUGGUCUCCAGAAUAGCUAUAGAAUAAGCAAACAUUAG
Trichomonas vaginalis G3 is the source of this 1926-nucleotide messenger RNA. Its product is annotated as Cullin homology domain family. Gene Ontology annotation, biological process: protein ubiquitination. The transcript has a single exon. NCBI's taxonomy places the organism in Eukaryota, Parabasalia, Trichomonadida, Trichomonadidae. Gene Ontology annotation, molecular function: ubiquitin protein ligase binding. The record is from RefSeq and is a predicted model, not a curated record. Bases 1 to 1926 code for a protein of 641 amino acids. Gene Ontology annotation, cellular component: cullin-RING ubiquitin ligase complex.